Messenger RNA from Anguilla rostrata (American eel), 4646 nucleotides. RefSeq names its product protein ABHD15-like. NCBI's taxonomy places the organism in Eukaryota, Metazoa, Chordata, Actinopteri, Anguilliformes, Anguillidae. The record is from RefSeq and is a predicted model, not a curated record. The coding region runs from base 1645 to 3159 and encodes 504 amino acids. Gene Ontology annotation, molecular function: short-chain carboxylesterase activity; monoacylglycerol lipase activity. The transcript has 3 exons.
CGCGGACGUCGCGUGCGGCUGCCGCGGUGAAGAACUCUUCCCCGCUGUGUGGCAGAUCACACCGCGGGACUGGCUUAAAAAAAUAAAAACCUACCAGCGCCGUGUCUACCUCCCUCAGAGCGAGUUGGACCACAGUUAAUUUCGAUUACAUGUCCUGCUUCUGCUCUAUUUCUCAUCCUUGCCGAUUUAAAUCAUGGCAAAUUUGCAAUUCUAAAUAAAUUCAGAAAGAAGACGCAUGAUUCAAAUUCCAGUCAAAGACAUUAGGUACAUGAUAACUACUGAUAUUGACGCUAAAUACAUGUGCAAAUUACAACAAAUAUCGGACCAUAAUUACACAUGCACACAACAUUGAUAGUUUUAUUGAUCUCCUAUUGAGGGCUCGCGGCACUUUGAUUAUUAAUCAGUUUAGCGUGCUGUUAAGCCUGUCUCGUCUUUACUGCGCCCGUAGUUCACAUUCAAUAAUUCGUAUCCUAGAAACGUCGAAUGCGGAAUUCCCCGGGUGCCUGGACAUUUAACAGGCAUUAAACGCGAAAACCCUCCACUCCGUUUAAAAAAAGUAGUUAAACCCCGCAGAGGCGGACUGGUUUUGCACAGGAAAGGGAGACAAUACGCGCUCUGCAUCCGAAAUAGUCCACAUGGAGUAAAAUCAUUCAUGGAUAUUUUGAAAUCUCUAAAAACAAGCUACCGCCGACACUUCAGCUUAAAAUGCCCGCUGAGACGUGAACAGCAAGGUCGCCUCUCACAAUGCGGGGGUGGUACGUUUUAAUUCAGCGGCGCGCGCGUUUCUACAUCCCUUCUUCUACCCCCUUCCUCGCGUGUUUUAUCUUUUUUUUUUUUUUUAGAGCUCUUGAGGGGAGGGAGUUUCAGAAUGUCUCCAUCACACGCAGAACGCAAUCGAGUCCUCGCGCUUGUAUUUAUAACACAGUCCACACGCGCCCACGGCUGCGGAAACCACCAACAGGCAGAAGCUCUCGCACCACUCUUAUUGCAUAUAGGCUACAACCCUACAGCCUACGCCGAAUUCUCAGCACAGCCUAGAUGUCGGCAUUAGCACACUGCCACGCCAUCUAAAUGUAACAUACAUGUGCAUUUUUUUAUUAUUAUUAUUAUUAUUAUUAUAGUUAUCCAAAAGUGGAUCCAGAUGUGGCUCUAAAGAAAGAUUGUGCGGUGUGCUCCUCUACCCGGCCAGACGGGACCACGCGAACACCGGGGCUGCUCUCGAAGAAGAACAGCACGUCGCCCGCCUUUUUUUAAUACCUGGGAACGCGCUGAAGAAUACUUAUCCACCCGAAUGUCGCGUUUAGUUUUCCACCGAAACAAAUAUGUGUACACUGCAAGCAAGAUUGAAGUACUGCGAAAACACGCUUUUGGAAAAAUGGGAAAAGAAUGUACAGAACCCGGUCGAAACGUCCCUGCAUUUCAGCUUUGAAGAACGGAGCGAAACACGUGUUUUGGGAAAGAGCAGCGAACACAGGCGCGCGGUGAAUGAAAAAGCAGUCACGCGUCCGGAAUUCCAUCCCUUGUUUACGAAAAAUGCCCUUUGCGGUAAACUUUCCAUAAACAUUUUAUGUCCUUGAAGCGGAGUGCCUGCUCCAGUGCGUACCUGCACACGGUCUGCUUGACUGCCCGCCCUCCAGCAGUGCGAUGCUGGAAUGGUUCUUUGCCGUUUGCAUCUUGAUAGCGGCGGCUUUGUUUUGGCCGGCGUCCCUGUACUUCGCCUCCGGAGGCCCGUUGCCCGUGCCGCCCGGAGCGCCGGGGAGGCGGAUUUUGGGGUGCCGGACGGGGGGGCGCCGGGGGGACAGGUGCGGCCCCGACCUCGUCCCCACGGCGACGGGCGAAGCGGAGGGCGCGGCGCUGGUGUGCAAGCCGUCGGCGCUGGCCCGCUACCUGCAGAGGCACUGCGCGGCGUUCCGCAGCUUCGUGGCGGCCCCGCGCUGGAGCUGGCGGGCCAGCGCCUUCCUGCAGACCGUCGCCGCCGCCUGCUGGCCAGCGGAGGGCGCCGUGCGCUUCGCGCGCGACCACCUGCAGGUGGCCGACGGCGGCCUGGUGGCGCUGGACUGGGCCGUGGCGGGCGGCGAGGGGCACAAGCGCCGGAGGACGGCCAGCGACUCGGCCAGCCCCGUGCUGCUGGUCAUCCCCAACUCCUUCGGCAAAAUCACCUGGAACGUCCUGAAGCUGUGCGACCUGGGCCUGAGCCACGGCUACGCCCCGGUGGUGUUUAACCGGCGGGGCCAGAACGGGGCGGCGCUGGCCACGCCCCGGCUGCAGCGCUUCGGCGACCCGGCGGACCUGCGGGAGGCCGUGCGCUACCUGCGGUACCGCCGGCCCGGGGCGCGCCUCUACGCCGCCAGCGAGAGCACCGGGGCGGGGCUGCUCCUGUCCUACCUGGGCGAGUGCGGCUCCUCCAGCUACCUGACCGCCGCCGCCUGCCUCUCCCCCGUCCUGCGCUGCCAGGCCUGGUACGAGAGCACCCCCUGCUGGCCCUACGGCUGGGCCCUGCUGCUCUACCAGAAGAUCUGCCUCAGCAGGUACAAGACUGCUCUGGGGGAGACCAUUCGCACGGACGCUGUGUUCUCCUGCAGUUCUCUGAAGAGCCUGGAAGAGGCGCUGUUCUGCCAGCCGGAGCCCGAGCCCAGGGGGGCGUCGGGCAGGGAGGGGGGCGGGGCGGAGGGCGGGGUCAGCUGGGAGGAGUACUGGGAGAGCAACGAGCCGCUGAGGGACGUGGACGAGGUGGCGGUGCCGGUUCUGUGCGUGUGCAGCCGGGACGACCCGGUGCGGGGCGAUCCCAGCACCACGCUCCCCUUCGACCUUUUCCACAGCAACCCCCACCUCUUCCUCCUGCUGACGGAGCAGGGCGGGCACUGCGGCUUCGCCCAGCCCGGGGGCGGGGCCGGGGGCGGGGUCAUGGGCACGGCGCCCUGGAGCCACCGCGCCCUGCUGGAGUUCUUCCGCGGCGUCACGGAUUUCUUCGCGGCCGAGGAGCGGGCCCAGGCCGCCUCCCACCGCCGGGGCCUGAGGGGCGGAGCUGGCGCCGGCCCCGUCGCCGUGGGCAACAGCAGGGGGUUCCGCCACUGCAGCAUCAGCGCCUGCAAGCGGCUGCCCGCCUGUUCCCACUCCAUCCACUCCAUCUACAGCUGGCAGCGGUCCUACACCCGCUAGAGAGACCCGGUGACCCACCGAUCAGGUGAUCCACUCACCCGGUGACCCGCUGAUCAGGUGAUCCACUCACCAGGCGACCCAGUGAUCAGGUGAUCCACUCACCCGGUGACCCGCUGAUCAGGUGAUCCACUCACCCGGUGACCCGCUGAUCAGGUGAUCCACUCACCCGGUGACCCGCUGAUCAGGUGAUCCACUCACCAGGUGACUCACUGAUCAGGUGAUCCACUCACCCGGUGACCCACUGAUCAGGUGAUACACUCACCCGGUGACCCGCUGAUCAGAUGAUCCACUCACCAUGUGACCCACUGAUCAGGUGAUCUACUCACCAGGUGACCUGCCGAUCAGGUCAUCCACUCACCAGGUGACCCGCUGAUCAGGUCAUCCACUCACCAGGUGGCCAGGUCACCCUGCUGCAGCUCUAAGAGGGUCUGAGCCAGCCUGUGCAGGCUAACUGCAGGUGAACAGGUGACCUGCUCCGGGUUGUGCAGGCUAACUGCAGGUGAACAGGUGACCUGCUCCGGGGUGUGCAGGCGAACUGCAGGUGAACAGGUGACCUGCUCCGGACUGUGCAGGCUAACUGCAGGUGAACAGGUGACCUGCUCCAGGCUGUGCAGGCUAACUGCAGGUGAACAGGUGACCUGCUCCAGGCUGUGCAGGCUAACUGCAGGUGAACAGGUGACCUGCUCCAGGCUGUGCAGGCUAACUGCAGGUGAACAGGUGACCUGCACCGGGUUGUGCAGGCUAACUGCAGGUGAACAGGUGACCUGCUCCAGGUUGUGCAGGCUAACUGCAGGUGAACAGGUGACCUGCUCCGGGGUGUGCAGGCUAACUGCAGGUGAACAGGUGACUCUACUGCAGAUUUGGCUUCAGUAAGGUGUGGUCCUUGAGCACACUCAUCACAUUAGAUAUUUUUGGGUUUUUAUUUCUUUCUUUUUAUUCUGGUUUAAUUUUCUAGACAGCUAUAUGCACCAGCGCUGGUUCAACCCUGUAGUGACCCACAGUUAAACGUUCUCAGCAGGGAUACAUGGGCUAGCUGCAGAUGGAGGUUAUGAUUAUUCAUGAAAAAUGCCAGAACUGAUAAAUUAUUUCGGGCUAAUUAAAUAAUCAAGACCAGAAGCCAAAAUAAAAUCCCAAAAUGGAGGGGUGCCCCAUGUGCACCCCUGGCCACAGACCGCACUGGCUCAUCCCCGUCCCAGUCCCAAAAUCUCCGGCAUCAGGGGAGAUCAGGUGCUGAGAUCACACAUAAUCCAGGUAAAAUCCGUGAGAACAAAACUUAAAAAAAAUUUUUUCCAUGGAUGGAUGGAUGUUGUGUUCAGAUGGCUCACCAGUUGACAAAUGAGAAAUCACGGGGUUUCUAACGUGACAGUGGAAUCUGUGGACUGUGUACGGCGGUUUUAUUUAAAGAAUCUAUUUUCGUUUUCACAUUUCUGAAUCUGUCUACAGUCGUUAUGUCAUUAUUAAUGAAAUAAAAAAUAAGUUGGACCUGA